AUGGAAAGAGAAAUGAAGACGCAGAUGAAAAUGGAGAGGGAUAUAAUAAAGGUGAAGGUGGCGGCUCUGCUCAGCUGGAUCCCUGUGCCCGGCAAACUCCCGCCGAGCCCUGGGCGACACCCCGGCUCCCCGGCUGAGCUGCUGCCCCCAGCCCUGGCCCUCUCCCCAGGGCCCAGCGGGGUGAACCAGCUCGGGGGGCUCUUCCUGAACGGCCGCCCCCUCCCCACGUGCAAGAGGCAGAGAAUCAUCGCGCUGGCGGCGAGCGGCGCCCGCAGCUCCGACAUCUCCCGCAGCCUCAAGGUCUCCAACGGCUGCGUCAGCAAAAUCCUGGGCCGCUACUACCGGACGGGGGCCGUGGGGCCCCGGGCUGCGGGGGGCAGCAAGCCCCGCACGGCCACCCCGGCCGUGGUGGCCAGGAUCGCGCGGCUGAAGCUGGAGCAGCCCGGGCUCUUCGCCUGGGAGAUCCGCCGGCAGCUGCAGGCCGAGGGAAUCUGCGCCGGCAGCGCCAUCCCCAGCGUCUCCUCCAUCAACCGCGUGCUCCGGACGCUGCCCAGCGACCUCCGGCUGGCGGCCGAGCCUCGGGCCCCGCGGCCAGGGGGUGAGCCCGGUCCCGGAGCCCGGACCCCUCCUGGCCCUUCCCGGCCCCUCCGGGGCGCCGCCGGCACCGGGGCCGCCCCCAGCGCCUGUCCUGCCGUUCUCGCAGCGGCCCCCGCGGCCCCGGGCAGCGCUGCGGGCCGGGCGGGCCCCGGGCGCGGCAGGAACCGGACCGCGCUCACCGGGCGGCAGGCGGCGGCUCUGGAGGAAGAGUUCCGCAGGGGACAGUACCCGGACAGCGCCACCCGGCAGAGCCUGGCCGCGGCCACGCAGCUCCCCGCCAGCACCAUCAGGGUCUGGUUCUCGAACCGCCGAGCCAAGUGGCGCCGGGAGAGCGAGCGGCAGCUGCAGGCUGGCGGCGCAGGUGACAGCCCGGCCACCGAGGGGACGGGACGUGGCACCCAGGGGUGCCCUCGGGAGGGAGCGCGGCUGGCGUUUGGCGCUGGGACACCGGGGCUGAGCCAGGACAUUGUCCCCGCCCGUGCCCCGCAGGCUCCUGGUGCGACUGGAUCCCGCCCGCUGUCGGUCCCGCCGCCGCAGCCGCCGCACGGGUAG
Messenger RNA from Taeniopygia guttata (zebra finch), 1149 nucleotides. The record is from RefSeq and is a predicted model, not a curated record. Lineage: Eukaryota; Metazoa; Chordata; Aves; Passeriformes; Estrildidae.